UGGGGUUCUCUUCCCUUCCCACACAAAUAGAUGAGCGCCUGGAACGAGGCUCAGCUUGUUUUCCUUCAAUGAGAUGGAUGCUGGCUACGGUGGGCUCUCCUGGGACUUUUAAUCCCUGCUUUCGACUUGAGGUUUUCUCGUCAUUGGUUGGGUGAAUUUGAACCUGGUUUCUGCUCGCUGUUGCUUCUCCAGGUGAGUAACUUAGGUGAAAAUGUCCUCUUCAAGGCCUAGCCAGUCAUCCAGUAACUCAGGAAGGUCAAGACAUACUGCUCGAAUUAUUGCUCAGACCACUGUAGAUGCAAAACUCCAUGCAAAUUUUGAGGAGUCUGGUAGCUCUUUUGACUACUCGAACUCGGUGCGUAUCUCUGGCACUGUAAAUGAAGAGCAGAAACCAAGAUCUGACCGAGUGACGACAGCUUACCUGCAUCACAUACAGAAAGGCAAGCUGAUCCAGCCUUUUGGGUGCUUGCUAGCCUUAGAUGAGAAAACAUGCAAGGUGAUUGCAUACAGUGAGAAUGCUCCUGAAAUGUUGACCAUGGUUAGUCAUGCUGUACCUAGUGUGGGUGACAACCCUGCCCUUGGCAUUGGCACAGACAUAAGAACCAUAUUCACUGCCCCAAGUGCUUCAGCAUUGCAGAAAGCAUUAGGAUUUGGGGAAGUUUCACUUCUCAACCCCAUCUUAGUCCAUUGCAAGACCUCUGGCAAGCCCUUCUAUGCAAUUAUCCAUCGUGUGACUGGCAGCUUGAUAAUUGAUUUUGAGCCCGUCAAACCUUUUGAAGUUCCCAUGACUGCAGCUGGUGCCCUUCAAUCUUACAAGCUUGCUGCCAAAGCAAUCACUAGAUUGCAAUCUCUGCCCAGUGGGAGCAUGGAAAGGCUAUGCGAUACAAUGGUCCAAGAAGUUUUUGAACUCACAGGUUAUGACAGGGUGAUGGCUUAUAAAUUUCAUGAGGAUGAUCAUGGGGAAGUAAUCUCUGAGAUCACAAAGCCAGGUUUAGAGCCAUAUCUGGGUUUGCAUUACCCAGCCACUGAUAUUCCACAGGCUGCACGUUUUUUAUUUAUGAAGAACAAGAUACGUAUGAUUGUAGAUUGUCGUGCGAGGCAUGUGAAGGUGCUUCAAGAUGCAAAACUUCCAUUGGAGUUAACUUUGUGUGGUUCAACCUUGAGGGCUCCUCAUAGUUGCCAUUUGCAAUAUAUGGAGAACAUGAAUUCAAUUGCUUCCCUGGUUAUGGCAGUUGUGGUCAAUGACAGUGAUGAAGAUUUGGACAGCUCUGAUUCUAUCCAGCCACAGAAGAGAAAGAGACUUUGGGGUUUAGUAGUUUGCCAUAACACUACACCAAGGUUUGUUCCAUUUCCUCUUCGGUAUGCUUGUGAAUUUCUGGCUCAAGUAUUUGCCAUCCACGUGAAUAAAGAAUUAGAGUUAGAAUUCCAGAUUGUUGAGAAAAACAUCCUGCGCACCCAAACACUUCUUUGUGAUAUGCUGAUGCGAGAUGCACCCCUUGGUAUAAUAUCACAGAGCCCAAAUAUAAUGGAUCUUGUGAAAUGUGAUGGGGCUGCUCUCUUGUAUAAAAACAAGGUAUGGAGGAUAGGAGUAACGCCAAGUGAAUCCCAGAUCCAAGAGAUAUCUAUAUGGCUCUCUGAGAACCAUAUGGAUUCUACAGGUCUAAGUACGGAUAGCUUGUCUGAGGCAGGGUUCCCAAGUGCUCUUGCUUUUGGCGAUAUAGUAUGCGGAAUGGCAGCCGUGAGAAUAUCUUCAAGAGAUAUGGUUUUCUGGUUUCGGUCGCAUACUGCUGCAGAAAUUCGAUGGGGUGGUGCGAAGCAUGAACCUGGUGAGCAGGAUGACAAUAGGAGGAUGCAUCCAAGAUCAUCAUUUAAAGCUUUCCUUGAGGUUGUGAAGUCAAGGAGCUUACCAUGGAAGGACUACGAAAUGGAUGCUAUCCAUUCCUUGCAGUUAAUCCUGAGGAAUGCAUUUAAAGAUACAGAGAAUAUGGAUAUAACCACCAGUGCAAUUAACACAAGAUUGAGCGAUUUGAAGAUUGAAGGGAUGCAGGAAUUGGAGGCAGUGACAAGUGAGAUGGUGAGGUUAAUUGAAACAGCAACAGUGCCAAUUUUGGCAGUUGAUGUUGAUGGGCUGGUCAAUGGAUGGAAUACAAAAAUUGCUGAGCUGACGAGUCUUCCAGUUGGUGAAGCAAUCGGGAAGCAUCUACUCACACUAGUUGAGGAUUCUUCAACUGAUAGGGUGAAGAAGAUGCUGGACAUGGCACUGCAAGGUGAAGAAGAGCAGAACGUCCAAUUUGAGAUCAAAACACACGCAUCUAAGAUUGAUGCUGGUCCUAUCAGGUUGGUUGUUAAUGCUUGUGCAAGCAGAGAUCUUCGAGACAAUGUAGUGGGGGUUUGUUUCGUGGCCCAAGAUAUAACUGCUCAGAAGACAGUUAUGGACAAAUUCACUCGUAUUGAAGGUGAUUACAAGGCGAUUGUCCAGAAUCCAAACCCAUUGAUCCCCCCCAUAUUUGGUACAGAUGAAUUUGGCUGGUGUUGUGAGUGGAAUCCUGCAAUGAUCAAGUUAACUGGAUGGAAGCGAGAGGAGGUGAUGGACAAAAUGCUCUUAGGGGAAGUUUUUGGAACUCAUGCAGCUUGUUGUCGUCUAAAGAAUCAAGAAGCUUUUGUUAAUUUUGGAAUUGUACUUAAUAAAGCCAUGACUGGUUUGGAAACUGAGAAGGUUGCUUUUGGCUUUUUCUCUCGGAAUGGAAAGUAUGUAGAGUGCCUGCUUUCUGUGAGUAAGAAGUUGGACGUAGAGGGUACAGUUACAGGGGUUUUCUGCUUCUUGCAGCUAGCUAGCCCAGAGUUGCAACAAGCAUUACAUAUUCAGCGGCUAUCUGAACAAACUGCCUUGAAGAGACUGAAAGUUUUAACUUACAUGAAAAGGCAGAUACGGAACCCUUUAUGUGGGAUCGUGUUCUCCCGUAAAAUGUUGGAGGAUACUGAGUUGGGAGCUGAACAGAAACAACUUCUGCACACUAGUUCCCUGUGCCAGCGCCAGCUCAGCAAAGUUCUUGAUGACUCUGAUCUUGACCGCAUCAUUGAUGGGUACUUAGAUCUGGAGAUGGUUGAAUUUACUCUGCAUGAAGUGUUGGUUGCCUCUCUCAGUCAAGUAAUGACAAAGAGCAAUGCAAAGGGUGUCAGGAUAGUGAACGAGGUGGCCGAGCAGAUCAUGACAGAAACCUUAUAUGGUGACAGUCUAAGACUUCAACAGGUCUUAGCCGACUUCUUAUUGAUGUCCGUCACUUUUACACCCUCUGGAGGUAAGGUGGUGGUUGCAGCCUCUUUAACGAAAGAUCAAUUGGGACAAUCAGUCCACCUUGCCAAUUUGGAGCUCAGCGUAACACAUGCUGGGAGUGGGAUUCCGGAAGCAUUGCUAAACCAGAUGUUUGGAAGUGAUGGGCAAGAAUCCGAGGAGGGUAUUAGCCUGCUUAUCAGUCGAAAGCUGGUAAAGCUCAUGAAUGGAGAUGUCCGUUAUCUGAGGGAAGCAGGCAAAUCAUCCUUCAUUAUAACAGUCGAACUCGCUGCAGCCCAGAAAUAGAGGGCUUAAAUUUUGAAAAUAAGAUGAUACAAUCUGUUUUGUAGAUCACGAAGCGAUUGGGGGAAGGAAUGGCGUUCCUUCUUAAAUGUAACUUUGGUUUCAUUUGUUUAACGUUUUGCCACUGGCCGCAUUUCUGUAACAUACUGUACCUGUACGCUGUAGAUAUGUAUUAAUUUUACUCA
This is a messenger RNA of Prosopis cineraria, 3759 nucleotides long. Its product is annotated as phytochrome A-2. Gene Ontology annotation, cellular component: nucleus. The transcript has 5 exons. Bases 212 to 3577 code for a protein of 1121 amino acids. The record is from RefSeq and is a predicted model, not a curated record. Gene Ontology annotation, molecular function: photoreceptor activity; phosphorelay sensor kinase activity; protein homodimerization activity. Lineage: Eukaryota; Viridiplantae; Streptophyta; Magnoliopsida; Fabales; Fabaceae. Gene Ontology annotation, biological process: red, far-red light phototransduction; protein-tetrapyrrole linkage; regulation of DNA-templated transcription.